UUGCUUUCGCUAUUCGAUGUUAACGUGCUCGUCGCUCUUUUAGACCAAAAUCACGGAAGGCACGAGAUAGCCUCAAAUUGGUUCGAUACCAAUUCUCUUGACGGGUGGGCGACCUGUCCAAUCACGCAAAACGGGUGCAUACGACUACUGUCACAACCUGGUUAUCCCAACCCGCUUAGCGUCAGUGAAGCUAUAGGGAAUUUACGUACUGCUGUUUCCGACGACUACCACCAAUUUAUACUCGACGAUAUCAGCAUCCUGGAUGGAACCCGCAUAAACUCCAGGGGGCUUUCGGGACAUCGCCAGCUCACCGAUGUCUACCUGCUCGCCCUGCCGGUCACGCACGACGCGCGGCUGGUGACUCUGGAUACUCACAUUCCCCGAAUCGCCGUGAAGGGAGCAACCGAAGACCAUUUGGUCGUUAUCUGA
Molecule: messenger RNA, 429 nt
Organism: Geodia barretti
Lineage: Eukaryota; Metazoa; Porifera; Demospongiae; Tetractinellida; Geodiidae
Source: the annotation of a GenBank genome assembly